Molecule: messenger RNA, 14142 nt
Organism: Hyaloperonospora brassicae
Lineage: Eukaryota; Oomycota; Peronosporomycetes; Peronosporales; Peronosporaceae
Source: the annotation of a GenBank genome assembly
AUGGAACGCAGCGCGACCGACGCGCCCGCUGGGGCGGCAGCGGACGCGCUGCCCGUCGCGGACUUCCAGCGCUACCUCCUGGCCACCUGCACGCCGCUGUUUGGCCACGACUCGGCGGCCCCCUCCGUGGAUGCUUUCAAGACCGACCUCCACCGGGCGGACACGACCGCCGCGCUCGAGCAAUUCGUCGCGGACUCGGCCACGCGUGUGCUGCAAGUGCACUGUCUGCCAGUGGAUCGUCGAGAGGAAGACGUUGCUGGCGACGGUCCGACGUGCUGCGUGCGCGUGAACGUGGGCAUCGAGUACGUGUCCGGCAAGCCGAGCGGCCACGACGUGGUGUGUUUCAUCAAGCGCUUUAGUGCCCCGCUGGCCAAGGACCAGACACUGAGUCACCAGCUGCAAGUGAUGACGCUGGGACUGGGCGCUACGGCGAGCGCAGACAAGCGGGACGCGGACACACUUACGAGCAGCAGUGGGGAGACCACCGAGGAAGACACGAGCGACGGGGGCAAUCUCCUCAGUGUCGUGUACAAUUACGUGCACCAGUCGUUCACGCCACUGAUGAAUGAGUACUCCAAGGUGCAUCAGCCGCAGAGUGAGACGAGCAACUCGAGUGAAGGCACGAGAGGCUUGCCAGCCAUUCGCCGGCGGAUGAAGGAGCUCGAGUUGGCGUUGCUCCAGUAUCAGCAGAACAUUGAGAUCCCUGAAGUGAACUUGGUCUUCCAUCCUGUGAUCCAACAAGCUGCAGACUUGGUCCGCGAGAAAGGCGUGGCGAUUGAUGUGGAAGCACUGGGUCUGGAGGAGAAAGUGGACGACGUUGUUUUUGUGAAUACACUUCAGGGAGGGGUCAGUAAGUGGAUCAAGGAAAUUCAAAAAGUCACGCGUCUGAUCCAUGAACCGCUCCCUGGCACAGCAGUGCAGGAGAUAAACUUUUGGUGCGAUUUGAAUCGCGCGCUGCUUGCCAUUCAGGAGAAGCUCGAAUCACCGGAAGUUGAGAUUACACUUGCGAUGCUGCAACGUGCGAAGCGGUAUUUGGCCACCGUAACGUUUAGCGCGGACCAUGGUCUUGGCACGGCCAUUCAGGUAGUGUCCAGCAUAAUGACCCUGAUGAAAGAUUUCCCGAUGAACUCCAUUUUGUCAGCCACGGAUAUUAAUCAGCUCAACCAAGGGAUCACGCUUGUCUUUACGCACCUGAAAAAGAUUCGCGUGGCUGACUCGUACGAUCUAGUGCGGCUACUGCAUUUCAUGGAGGUUGUGUCCAGCGACCUGAGUCAGCAGGUUGUCAGUUUGUUGCGUGUAUAUAGCCUGAUUCAAGUCCCCUUCAAGCAGUUCGUGCAAUUGCUCUCUUCCUGCAAGGAGCUUUUCUCGAACUGGCACCGCCAGAUCGCAACACUCUACGAUCUUACGAAGGAGCUUUCGAAGCGACGAGGCGGGUCAAUCAGUAGUGCAGGAAAGCUUCCGUUGCUCGCAGAUUUGCAGAUGGAGCACGUUGCAAUCGAAGAGAGGUUGCUGGAAUUGUAUGAGUUCCGUGAGCAGCACGAAAAACUCCGUGAUGUGAUCCAGAGGGUGCUAGGUGCUUCGAAUAAUGUCGGGCUUGAUGAUCCACGUACAAGUGAUGGUACGAACGACGCACUCACUGAAGUCAAUUUGGCCUACUCCCAGUUGAAUUCACUGGACCCUCUCGAUAUUUCUGGAGAAGGCGUGACCGCAUGGAAGAACUUGCGCAAGGCGUACGAUUUGUGCAUCGAUCGUGUUGAAGGCCGUAUCAUCAGCAGCCUCACUAGCCGACUGAGUGCUACGUCCAACGCCGAUGAGAUGUUUCGCGUGUUCUCCAAGUACAACGCACUAUUUUUCCGUCCCCGCAUUCGUAGCGCAGUCCAACAAUUCCAGAUGCAGCUGAUUGAAAAUGUCAAGGAAGAUGUAAGCAACCUGCAAGCUAAAUUUCGUGCUCAUUAUGCUUACUCAGAGGCGUCGCGUACGAGCAAGCUGCGUGAUAUUCCUCCUAUUGCUGGUGCAGUAAUGUGGGCGAAGCAAAUAGAGCGCAAGCUCAAAAUGCUGCUAUCGCGCGUUGAGAGUGUCCUAGGCAUAGGCUGGGAGCAACAUGUGGAAGGCAAGGCGCUGAAAUCGGCGGCUGAGGCGUUUAUUGCGAAACUUAAUCCGCAGCUCAUCUUCGAUCAGUGGGUAAGUGAUUUGGCGUCGAUGCCGAUCUUCGACACCAAGAAUAUUGUCCUGAACAUUGUCACCGAAGAAACACCACAAGGCGAAAGGAAGAAAUUGGUGGUCGCAUUCAACCAGCAGAUCGUGACUUUGUUUAAGGAAGUGCGUAAUCUGGAGUGGCUGGGCUACCGGGUGCCUUUCACGCUUAAAAUGAUUGCUGAAGAUGCGAAGUCGAAGUACCCGUACGCAACGUCCCUGGAUGCCAGUCUCAAGACUUAUACGCGCUCGUGUCGAAGCAUCCAGCCAAUAUUUGCAGCCUUAACGGCUGCAUACGUUCGUGACGUCCGUGCUAGCAUUGGAAAAACAUUUUCGAAGGGCAACGAAAUGCGAUGGCACGCAGACGGUCUGGGCGAAUACGUCACUGAUCUUGCGACAAAAGUGGAGUGCUUACACGACAAAGUGGACAACUUACUGCAGAAGUCUGCUGACAUCGACACCCUUCUGGACAGUAUCCGAACGAACGCGGACUUUCACGCUGGCGAAGCUCAAGCAGUUUUGGUGAAAGUGCAAGUGCAUGUCGAUGAACUUAGCCUGGCUGGGUACGCGAAUUUGCAUGUGUUUGUCAAGAACAUAAACGAUUUGAUCAGCGACAUUCUAGGCAAGAAGCUCAGUACUCUCCUGCGGCGUUGGAUCGCUUGCUUCGACCCCGAGCACGAUGAAAAGUCGUUCCAAGCGGCUCUUGAUGAGGCCGGGCUUACUUUAUCGACUCAUCAGAUCCUGCUCAAAAACCAAGUGCUGUAUUUGGACCCUUCAGUUGGCGAUGCACGUCGAGAUUGGUUGGCGCGGCUUCAAAGCGUGCUGAACUCUGUGUGCGACUUGCCGAAGAUUCAAACGUCAUCGUAUGAUAAUUUGUACGGAAAGUCGGCGGUAUCAGCUCUAUUGCCGCCACCGCGUAAAAGCGCCAGUUCUAGGCGACGAGAGGCUGUGUUCAAGGAAGCGCUGAAGCAAGUGCCCUUGGAUCUGAUCAUAAAAGCAUACAGUGUGCUGGACGACACGGUGGGCGAUGUGGAAAAAUACGCAUCGACUUGGCUUCGGUACCAAGCAUUGUGGGACAUGGACGCCCAGACUGCCUUGAGUAGUGUCGGAGAAGACCUCCAGAAAUGGCAGCAAAUCUUGGUCGAGAUCAAGAACGAGCGCAAUGCAUUUGAUGCAGUCUUUCACACGAAACGGUUUGGCCCUGUGGUGGUUAACUACCAACAAGUGCAAGCCCAGGUGAAUGUGAAGUAUGACGCUUGGCACAACGAGUUCCUAGCGCACUUUGGUGAUCUUCUUCGUGACCAGAUCAAUUCGUUCUAUUCGACGAUUUCGUCAAAGCGGACGCUUCUGGAGCAGCAUGCGCUUGAAGCUGCUACUGCACAAGUCGUUGCUGCAAUCACACUGAUCCAAGAAAUGCGCCAGAUGCGUUGUCAGUGGGAAGAAGCUGUGGAGUCGUUCGAACAGGGGGAACGCUUGCUGAAGAAGCAGCGAUACAGAUUCUCUGUGGACUGGCCGUCGCUCGCAAAUGUGGAAGGAGAAUGGGAAGCAUUUAUUCAGUUGCUAGAGCGUAAGACCCUCGCGAUGGAAAGUCAGCUUCCGCAACUGCAGGCAAAGAUCAUGGAAGAGAAGAGCGCGCUGGACAGCAAAAUUGCCAAGGCAGUAGCUGAAUGGGACAAUGCGAAGCCAUUGCAAGGUGACCAAUCACCUCGGGUAGCCACAGAAGUACUGAUUGUCUUUGACACUCGGUUCAAAUUACUGCGCGCUGAACAAGACAAGACAAGUGCUGCGUUGGACGCGUUGAAUAUAUCGUACGUCUCUGGUAUGGGGGGAGGUUCUUCAAUGGACGAUAUUCGUAGUUCGCAUAGUGACCUCAUAAGAGCCAUGGAUGAGCUAUGUGGGCUGGAUGAGGUCUGGAAGAGCAUAUCUAAGGUCUGGACUCAUGUUGACGAGCUGCAAGAUACGCUAUGGUCUGCGGUCCACCCCCGCAAGGUCCGGAAACAACUGGACGAGUUGAUUGAUGAAAUGCGCCGUUUUCCUUCUCGGGUGCAGCAAUACGAAGCCUUCGAGCAUUAUGUAUCGAUCAUUCAGUUUCGCAAGUCAAUGAACUCCCUGCUUUCGGAAUUGAAGUCAGAUGCUGUUCGCGAUCGGCAUUGGAAACAGAUUCUGCAGCUACUCAAUAUUUCAUCGCCGUUCACAGAGUUGACCUUGCGCAGUUUCUGGGAGUCGAAGGUGUCUGUUAAUGAUGAGCGGCUAAAGUCAAUCAUUCGCACGGCCCAAGGCGAAAUGGCACUCGAUGAAUUUUUGCGCCAGGUGUCAGACCACUGGACCAACUAUCAGCUGGACCUGGUGAACUAUCAAAACCGCUGCCGUGUCAUCCGUGGUUGGGACGAGGUUUUUGCAAAGCUUGACGAGCACCUCAAUAGUCUAAGCAGCAUGAAGCAGUCGCCGUACUAUCGCGUGUUUGCUGAGCUCGCUACUAGCUGGGAAGACAAACUCACCAAGAUUCGUGGUAUCCUAGACUUCUGGAUUGAUGUCCAAAGACGCUGGGUGUAUCUCGAAGGCAUCUUUUUCGGUUCGGCAGACAUCAAGCAGCAGUUGCCGAAGGAGUUCGCUCGUUUUCAAAGCGUUGAUAAUGAGUUCACCUCGACAAUGAAGCGCGUUGCGCACAAGCCAAUGAUUCUGGAUGUCGCCAACAUUCCAAACUUGUACCAUUCGCUCGAACGUCAGCAAGACAUGAUGGGCAACGUUCAACGCGCUCUCGGUGACUACCUAGAGCGCCAACGAGCUGCCUUUCCUCGCUUCUACUUUGUAGGCGACGAAGACCUGCUGGAGAUGAUUGGCAAUAGCAAGGAACCCGUGCAGAUUCAACGUCAUCUUUCCAAGAUGUUCGCAGGAAUAUCCUCGUUGGAAAUGGACAGCAGUGCGAGCAUUAUCAUGGGAAUGGCGUCGCGAGAAGGAGAGGUCGUACGAUUCAAGGAACCUAUUAGGACAACCGAUGACACUCGUAUCAAUGUUUGGCUUGGCAAGGUGGAGGGACAAAUGCGCGUAACUCUAUCGCAUCUUUUGGAGCAAGCUGUGUAUUCCUACCCGGCGGACGACAGUUUCGAUUCGUACUUGGGAUGGGUGUCAAAAUAUCCAGCCCAAGUGGUCAUUCUUGCCACCCAGGUGCAAUGGUCGAACGAAGUUGAAAGCACUUUGAAGGCUGGUGGGAGUAGCCUAUUGGCGCUUCUUGAACAGCUAGAUAAGUUGCUACUCGUGUUGAGCGAGCGUGUUCUGACGGAUGUAAAAAACGAUGUACGAAAAAAGUACGAACAGCUGAUUACUGAACUGGUGCACCAGAAGAGCGUAACCAAACGCUUGAGUCAGGUCGGGGUCACAAGCGUUGACGACUUUCGUUGGCUUUACCACAUGCGCCAUUACUUCGAAGCGAAGGAAUCGGAUCCGCUCAAGAAGCUUACAAUCCAGAUAUCCAAUGCAAGCUUCGCUUACGGAUUCGAGUACUUCGGUGUUGGUGAGCGGCUCGUGCAAACCCCUCUUACCGAACGUUGUUACCUAACCCUAACUCAGGCUUUGGACUUUGGAAUGGGUGGCAAUCCAUUCGGCCCUGCGGGUACGGGCAAAACAGAGUCAGUCAAAGCCUUGGGGUCCUACCUCGGUCGUUUUGUCCUGGUCUUCAACUGUGAUGAGCACUUUGAUUUCCAAGCGAUGGGACGGAUAUUUGUAGGCCUGUGUCAAGUUGGCGCUUGGGGCUGCUUCGAUGAGUUCAAUCGCCUGGAAGAGCGUGUGCUUUCUGCUGUGUCCCAGCAAAUCUUGGCGAUCCAAAGUGGAGUGUCGUCACUGAAGGUCAAGAAGGGGCCUAAUAGCUCACAUAUAGCAACGGGUGGCAGCAGUUCUAGCACUUCGAUCGAACUGCUCGGUAAGAGCGUUAAGCUGAAUCCUGAUGUGGGUAUUUUUGUGACGAUGAACCCAGGCUACGCUGGAAGAUCGAAUUUGCCCGAUAACCUAAAACAAUUGUUCCGAAGCAUUGCAAUGGUAGCUCCCGACCGCGAGCUGAUCGCACAGGUGAUGCUGUUUUCCCAGGGUAUCACUACUGCUGAGCAAAUCUCUGCAAAAGUCGUCCUUCUGUUCAACCUCUGCGAAGACCAGCUGUCAAAACAGCCUCACUAUGAUUUCGGGCUCCGCGCGCUCAAGAGUGUACUUGUGAGUGCUGGUCAACUCAAGCGAAAGAUCGCUCAAACACAAGAUGGUUCAGGGCUUACGAGCAUUGAGGAGGUUGAAACAAAGGCACUAAUUGGUUCUAUCACGGAUACAAUUUUGCCGAAGUUGGUUUCAAAUGACGUCUCUGUGUUCGAGACGCUGUUGAAGGGGGUGUUCCCAGGCACCGAGGCUCACCGUAGCGAAGAAAACAAUCUUCGCGCAAAGAUUGCGGAGCUGGCAAAGAAGAACAAUUACGUUGUAACCGAGCGAUGGGUGGAAAAGGCUUUGCAGCUUUACCAGGUCAUGCAACUCCGCCAUGGCGUGAUGCUUGUUGGCGCGUCUGGAACAGGUAAAUCGAGUGCGUGGCGUGUGUUGAUGGGCGCUAUGGGACUUGUUGAUGGUGUCAAGGGCGAAGCAUACGUCAUUGACCCGAAGGCUCUUUCGAAAGAACAUCUGUAUGGUGUUCUCGACAACACGACGCUUGAAUGGACGGACGGUGUGUUCACGCAUUUGCUGCGUCAAGUGCUCAACAGCGUGAGAGGUGAAAGUGAAAAGCGCCACUGGAUCAUUUUUGAUGGUGACGUAGACCCUGAAUGGGCUGAAAACUUAAACUCUGUGCUGGACGAUAACCGACUGCUAACACUUCCGUCCGGGGAACGUCUUGAGAUUCCUCCAAAUGUGUGGAUUAUGAUGGAAACCGAGACACUGCGCUACGCGACACUCGCAACUGUCAGUCGCUGUGGCAUGGUAUGGUUCUCACACGAUACGGUCAAGACGCGCCACAUCGUUGAGCACUAUCUGCUAAAAAUGCAGGAUGACGCAUCUGUCGUUUCGUCAUUCUCUGUUCAGCCGAGCGAGAGUGAACUAACAAAGAAGACCGCUCAUACGUAUGUUUCUCUUCUCCGAGAUCUGAUCGACCGCGGGGAUGGCAUGCCCUCUCUGAUUGAGAUCUGUUUAGAUCAGGCAAUGAGCCAAACACACAUCAUGGAAGUCACGGCGUUGCGCCUCCUGAUGUCAAUGUUUACGUUACUUGGGAGAGGUUUGUCUCGCAUCAAUGAGUACAAUGAAGGUCACAUCGAUUUCCCGAUGACGAAUGACCAGAUGUCCCGGUUUGUGCCGAAAUGGUUUGUAUUCUCGAUUCUGUGGGGUUUCGGAGGCUCGAUGGACUCUGCGAAUCGCAUCGACCUAUGUGAUUUCGUGGCGCAGACGCUUGAGAAUCGCCUGACGUUUCCCAUGCCCGGGUCGUCAACUCCAGACAGCAGUCUGCUUGAAUACGAAGUUGAUAUCAGUGACGGUGAGUGGCGUCAGUGGUUACGAUCGAUUCCUCAGCUGGAUCUUGAAAGUCACCAGGUGUUGGCGACAGAUGUUGUAGUCACCACGGUGGAUACCAUCCGUCAUGUCGAAGUGUUGCGAGGAUGGCUUUCGCAGCACCGACCGCUCAUUCUCUGUGGUCCUCCUGGCAGUGGUAAGACGAUGACGCUGACUUCAACGAUCAGCUCGCUUCCUGAGUUCGAAUUCGCAAGCCUCAAUUUUUCGUCUGGCACUUCACCGGACCUGAUUUUGAAAACGUUUUCUCAAUAUUGUGAGUACAAGCGUACCCCCGAUGGAAUGCUGCUAGCGCCCAAGUCACCAGAGAAAUGGCUUGUCGUAUUCUGUGACGAAAUCAAUCUGCCAGAAGCUGAUCGGUACGGAACACAACGUGUGAUUACGUUCUUGAGGCAAUUGAUCGAGCAAGGCGGGUUUUGGUUGGGCGGCAAGAACACAUGGGUGCGGCUGGAGCGUAUCCAGUUUGUCGGCGCUUGUAAUCCACCGACAGAUCCAGGACGUGUCCCGAUUUCACCGCGCCUACUACGCCAUGCACCUGUGCUUCUAGUUGAUUUCCCGUCUUAUCCAUCGCUUAAGCAAAUCUAUGGAACGUUUAAUCGUGCUUUGUUGAAGCUCACACCAUCGCUUCGAUCGUACGUCCAGCCGCUUACCGAUGCAAUGGUUGAUGUGUAUGACAGCAACCAGAAGAAGUUCACGGCAGAGAUGCAACCGCAUUACAUCUACAGUCCUCGCGAGCUAUCGAGAUGGAUGCGUGCUCUAUACGAAGCCAUUGAGCCAUUGGAGUAUGAAAUCGACGUCGAAACACUAGUCAAAUUAGUAUUCCAUGAGGCAUUACGACUUUUCAUGGAUCGUUUGGUGACGUCUGAAGAGCAAAAGUGGUGCUUUCAUAUGGUAAAGGAAACCCUGAGAAACUACUUCCCUCAGAGCGCCACAGCUCUAGAAGUGGUCGAAUAUGGAGGCCAACACUCUAUUUUGUUCAGUACGUGGCUCUCAAAGAGUUACACGGAAGUUACGACAGAGUUUCUGCGCAAACACAUUGAAGCCCGUUUGCGCGUCUUCUACGAAGAAGAACUUAACGUCCAGCUCGUAGUUUUUGACUCUGUGAUCGAUCAUGUGCUUCGAAUUGAUCGCGUUCUCCGCCAACCGCUUGGGCACCUGCUACUCGUUGGCGAAAGUGGUGCGGGAAAGACCGUUCUAUCUCGCUUUGUCAGUUGGAUGAAUGGUAUGUCUGUGUUCCAAAUCAAACUCACAUCGAACUAUACGUUGGACAACUUUGAUGAUGAUCUGCGCAUUGUGCUGAAGCGAUGCGGUUGCGAAGCUGAAAAGAUAUGCUUCAUCUUUGAUGAGUCAAAUGUGCUUGAUUCGGCUUUUCUGGAACGUAUGAAUGCUCUACUUGCAUCCGGUGAAGUGCCAGGUCUAUUCGAAGACGACGAAUACUCGUCGCUCAUGCAUGCUUGCCGCGAAGCUGUGCAGCGUGAUGGCGUGAUUAUCGAAAAUACCGAGGAUGAGCUGUUUCGCUACUUCACCAAACAAGUCCAGCGCAAUUUGCACGUAGUAUUUACGAUGAAUCCGGCGUCAGGCGGCUUCCAAAACCGUACUAACACGUCACCCGCUCUCUUCAACCGAUGCGUGGUUGACUGGUUCGGUACUUGGAACGACCACGCACUUGCACAGGUGGCGUUUGAGUUUACAAACACGCUGGAUCUUGCUGGAUCUACGGACUUUGUCAUUCCGGAUGAUGCCGCAGAUGUCUUGGCGAAGCUAAGUCCGCACAUCGCCACAGGCACGUUUCGAGAUGUACUGGUCGGAAGUAUCGUCCAUUUUCACCAUGCUGUCCUCCUGCACAUGCGUCGACUUCAAAAGCGCCACAUGAAGUUCAACCAUAUUUCCCCCCGUGACUACUUGGAGUUCAUUCGUCACUUCGUGUCGCUGUAUUCGGAGAAGCGCGCCCAGCUAGAAGAUCAACAGCUUCAUCUGAAUGUUGGUGUGCAAAAACUGCAGGCUACCCAUGAGCAAGUGGCCGAGCUACAAGGACAGCUCAGUCUGAAAGAGAAGGAGCUCAGGAAAAAGGACAUCGAAGCUAACGAAAAGCUUCAGCAAAUGGUGCAGGAGCAAAACGAGGCACAAGAGAAGAAGAGGGACACAGAGGCACUUGCCAUUGAUCUUGCGGGCAAGGAUGAAGAGAUCCGGCUGAGGAAAGAGGUUGUCGAGGCCGAUCUUGCUCUAGCCGAGCCUGCGCUCUUGGACGCUCAAGCGUCCGUGAACUCGAUACGUAAAGCGCAGCUCGACGAGAUUCGAGCACUCGCGCGGCCCCCUGCUGCUGUGCGUAUGACUAUGGAGGCUGUCGCAGUGAUGCUAGGCGAGUCCAGCCUGGAAUGGGCUGACCUGCGUCGUUUCAUCCGAAAAGACGACUUCAUCUCCCAGGUUGUUCACUUCGAUUCCGAAAAGCUGACAGCUCGCCAGCGGCACAUAAUCAAAGUUAAUUACGUCGACAAAGUUGACGAGUUUGACUACGAAAAGGUCAAUCGCGCAUCAAAGGCGUGUGGCCCAUUAUACAAGUGGAUUGUCUCGCAAUUGAGUUACACGAACAUCUUGCACAAGAUCCAACCGCUGCGAGAGGAGGUGCAAACCUUGGUGGACAAGUCAGUCGAUCUGCGCGCCAGAUAUGAGCAGGCUAAAGUCACUAUUGAUGCGCUCGAGAUCCGAAUCGAAAGCUUGAAGCACGAAUAUGCGGCAUUGAUUAACGAGGCGCAGCUGAUCACGAACGAUAUGGCUUCGGUAUCCAAAAAGGUAGAGCGUUCUGUCGCGCUACUGGGGAGCCUGUUGCAAGAAAGUGAACGAUGGGAAGCCGGCUCGAAUGACUUUGACACCCAGAUGAAGACGCUCGUGGGAGACACGUUACUAUCCUCUGCCUUUCUGACGUACAUUGGUUUCCUUGAUUUCCAGCAACGUAAAAUCCUGGUCCAAGAUUGGCGCGAUAUUUUGGACUCGAUGGGCAUCGGCACAAAACGACAGUUGAGUUUCGUCGAUUACCUGUCGCGUCCAAACGAGCAAUUGGAGUGGCAGAUGAGCGACUUGCCCUCAGACGAGCUGUGUUACGAAAAUGCGAUUAUUCUGCAACGCUUCCAUCGCUUUCCACUGAUUGUCGAUCCAUCUGGGCAAGCGAACAAUUUUAUCAUGAAGUACUACAGUCUCAAGACCAGUACGAAAAUUGCACAGACGUCGUUUCUGGACAGCUCGUUCAUGAAGGUGCUGGCCAGUGCGAUUCGCUUCGGUACAGCCCUCUUGGUUCAUGAGGUAGAGAACAUUGAUCCAAUCUUGAAUCCUGUCUUGAACCGAGAGCUUUACAAAACGGGCGGUCGCGUUUUGAUUCGUCUUGCAGGAGAGGAAAUUGACUACUCUCCAGAUUUUCGACUCUUUCUGAUUACAAGAGACCCAUCGUGUCGUUUUUCCCCCGAUGUUUGCAGUCGUGUGACUUUUGUCAACUUUACAGUCACAAUGAGCUCGUUGGAGAGUCAGGGGCUAAGCAUUCUGCUCAGAAGUGAACAGCCCGAGGCGGAAGAAAAGCGCAACAACCUCCUGAAACUGCAGGGUGAAUAUCAAGCCAAGCUGCGUGAGCUGGAGGAUUCUCUGCUGCAGCAAAUCAACAACGUGCAGGGCAACAUACUAGAUGAUGACCGCGUCAUCAAUGCUUUGGAAAGCAUGAAAGCAGAAGCUGCCCAGAUUACACAGCAAGUGAUAGAAACAGAAACGACGAUGGCGAUUGUAGAGGCCGCGACGAAUCGCUACCGUCCACUCGCGAGAGCAAGCUCGCGGCUGUUUUUUGCGCUGGAGAACCUGUCGUCGGUUCACUUUCUAUACCAGUACUCGCUCGACUUCUUCCUGUCGUUGUUGUCCAAAGUGUUAUCUCAGCCGAGCGAAGGAGGAGAAACGGCGCGUCUUGCCAGUGUUUCUACUGAGCUCUUCGUGGAGCUUGCUCGGCGCGUGAGCAGGGGUCUUGCUGAAAGUGACAAACUGAUGUUUGCGCUCCGUCUAUCUCAAAUUUAUCUGGAGCUCGAGCAGCAAAGUACCGCAGAUGCGAAUGCGGCUAUGAAUGAUGGUCUUGCGUUCGAUGGGCCUACCGAUGAGGACGUGAACUUGCUACUUGGAAGCGCGUCAGCUUUCUCGAACUACGAUACCGGUGCUACUCAGCGCACAGAGCUUGAGCAGUUGCUGCCAGCUUUCUCGACGACUGAGAUGAAUCAAUUGCUACGGUUGAUGAGAUUGCCAACAUUCAAGCAUUUAGAGACGCAUGUGCGUGGUCACGCUGCUGAAUGGAACGCGUUCGUCAAAGCCCCGUUGGCUGAAGAUGUCGUUCCAGCUGAGUGGGAUACCGAAUACGCCAUUGCUUCGGCGAGUCCUCGUCUCGCUGCGUUUCGAAACAUGAUCAUCAUUCACUUCCUACGACCUGAUCGAAUCAUGUUUGCAUCUGAGCAAUACAUCAAACUGGUGUUCACGGCUUCAUUCCCAUGGCGUGGUGAUAUCGAGCUGUCCAAAAAUGUCGAAGACGACACUCAGGCAGCACGCGGUGUGCUUUUGUGUUCAACGACGGGAUUCGACCCAAGUGCUCAGAUCGAUGAGCUCGCGGCUGCCCAGCGAAAGAAAUACAGCUCAGUGUCCAUGGGUUCACCUGAGGGUUUCGACGCAGCCGAAAAAGGUCUGAACACCGCAUUGAAGCAUGGCUCUUGGCUACUGCUUCGCAAUGUCCAUUUGUGCCCAUCAUGGCUUGUAAGUGUGGAAAAGAAGCUCUACAAUGCGCGUGAUAGCGUGCACCCGAACUUUCGCCUCUUCCUGACGAGCGAGAUCAACCCCAACUUGCCGGUGAAUCUAGUGCGCAUGUGCGAUGUCUUUGUGUUUGAGCCGCCCAGCGGUAUGAAAAUGAGUAUGGUCCGAACGCUUGACACGGUGACGGCUGAGCGUAUGAACUGCUCGCCAGCUGAACGUGCUCGGUUGUACUUGCUGCUUGCUUGGUUUCAUGCGCUGGUGCACGAGCGAUUGCGCUUUGUCCCUAUCGGCUGGUCCAAAACAUACGAGUUCAGUCAAUCCGACUUCCGCGGCGCUUGCGAUGUAAUUGACCGCUGGGUGGACUCAGUGGCCUGUGGUCGCGCCCACGUCGCCCCUGACAGCAUCCCGUGGACAGCGAUUCGAACCACACUGAAGGAAUCAGUUUAUGGUGGUCGCGUCGACAACACGUUUGAUCGAGAACUCAUGGACACGCUUUUGGAGCAUGUGUUUACGGCGGCCAGUUACGAGAACACGUUCGAGCUCGUUGCUUCUGACAACGGCAAGAAUAAUGGACUAGUGAUUGCAGAGGGAAAGACAAAGGCACAGUUCAUGGACUGGAUUCUCUCUCUUCCCUCCACGAACCCACCGUCAUGGAUGGGUCUUCCCCGCUCAGCCGAAACAAUGGUGCUUAUCAGUCAUGGUGUGCGCAUGCUGCGCAAUUUGCAGAUAAUGCAAGACUUUUAUGGGAGCGAGAGUGGCGACGACAACGCUGGCGCUGAGGACGAGAGCAAGAUGGUAAUCGGCACUGCUGCUGUCGAUGGCGAAGACGUGCGCCCCAAGUGGAUACAAGAUUUGGACCGCCGUGUCGGCGUGUGGCUACAGUUAUUUCCGUCCGAAGAAGAGCUGCCUGUUCCUGCUGUGCGCGAUGCGGUGCACUUUGGCAACCCAGUCUAUCGCUGCAUGUUCCGUGAGCUGGAACUCGGAGCAGCAUUCCUUGGUAACGUGGGUGGUUUGCUACGUACGGUGCAGCAAGUAUGUGCUUACAAGGCCAAACCUUCGAAUGAAGUUCGAGAAGCCAUGGGCACGCUGUAUCGCGAGCAGGUGCCUGAGCGAUGGAAACAGCUGUAUCACGUGUCCGAUGGGCUAAGCUUGAGUGAGUGGCUAACGGACUUCUCUAGACGCAUACACCAGCUGAAGGAAUUGGCACAAGUCGCUCCAACGGACAUUCUGCAAAAAGCUGGCGGCAUUUGGCUUGGCGGAUUCUUUUCGCCGGAAGCUUUUGUGACAGCCGCCCGUCAAAGUGCUGCGGCAGAUCUUGGAUGCUCACUCGAUGAGCUUCAUUUGCUUGCCGAUGUCGAUGGCUCGUCGGCCUCAUCAAGUAGUAGCUUCACGGCUCGCGGAUUACUACUCGAAGGUGCCAGUUGGGACUCCACCGGCUUCUCGCCGUCGAACGAAAUUCGGAACAGCCUGGCAGCUUUGCAUCUUCGUUGGGCACGUCAAAGUGUAGAAACCGACAACUUUCGCCUGCUUCCGGUGUACUCGAACAGCAAGCGCGAAACUCUGUUCUUCUCCGUGGCGGUGAAUGCAGAUGAUUCCGCGUUCCCAAAAAAAGAGUGGGUACAGCGCUCGGUGGCACUUGUGCUCUGGGAGUUGCAGUCCUGA